Molecule: messenger RNA, 4255 nt
Organism: Varanus komodoensis (Komodo dragon)
Lineage: Eukaryota; Metazoa; Chordata; Lepidosauria; Squamata; Varanidae
Gene: PLA2R1
Product: phospholipase A2 receptor 1
Exons: 28
Coding region: 1-4182 (1393 amino acids)
Cellular component (GO): plasma membrane; signaling receptor complex
Molecular function (GO): signaling receptor activity
Source: RefSeq, a predicted model, not a curated record
AUGCCUCGGGUGAAGUUCCUCCAGCUCCUCGCUUGCUCCGUGCUGGUAGUUUGCUCCAGCUUGGCGAAAGGGGAGCCCGCAGCCUUGGCGAGGGAGCAAGUGCACUACCUUUUGAAAAAGGGGAUCUUUAUUAUCCAAAGUGACAACCACAAUGCAUGCAUUAAAGCUGACACAUCCCAGCUCAUCCUUGAAGACUGCAGUCAAACUUCCAAAUACAUGCAGUGGAAAUGGGGUUCUAAGCAACAGCUUUUCAACAUAGGAGUAAGUGCUUGCCUAGCACUGAACAUCAAGAACCAGGAGCAGCCAUUAACCAUGGCUGAGUGCGAUUCGGUUCAACAUUCACUGUGGUGGAGCUGCCAUGGAAUGGAGUUGAUUGGUGAAUCACAAUACAAAGUAGCUGUUGAAAGUGGAAAGUUUGUUGUGGCAAAAAGAAAUUCCAGCGAUGGAUGGAUACAGUUCAUGUCACAUGGUGGAGAUCUUUGUGAACAAGCAUUUCAAGAAACAUAUACUCUGUUGGGAAAUUCUCAUGGUUUGCCUUGUGUUUUUCCGUUUAAAUUCAACAACAAAUGGCACUAUGACUGUAUCAGAGAUUCCAGAGAAGAUGGCUAUCCCUGGUGUGCCACAACAAGCCAGUACGAGCGAGAUGAAAAAUGGGGACUUUGUCCAAGCUCUGAGACUGGCUGUGACAUAUUUUGGAAGAUGAACACAGACACUCAGACUUGUUACCAGUUCAGUCUUCUUUCUGUUCUCUCUUGGAACGAGGCACGUGCGGCAUGUCAGGGACAAGGAGCAGACCUGCUCAGCAUCACAGAUGUGUCAGAACAGAAGUUUAUUGUUGGUCUAAGUGAGCAGCUGAACACAAACCGGGCCCUUCUAUGGACAGGCCUCAACCAGUUGGACGAAUCUGCUGGCUGGCAGUGGUCGGAUGGAGCACCGUUGGCAUUGGUGAACUGGAGAGCAGAUCCGGCUGACCAUUCUCUUGGCCAACAUCACUGUAAAGCAUUUAACCCAGAAGUGCAGCAUGACUGGCAAAGUUACUCAUGUGAAUCUAGAUUACCGUAUGUGUGCAAGAAGUAUUUAAAUGCUACUCGUCAUGAAGCAUUGGACCCCUGGAAAUUUUAUCCCACUGACUGUGAUCCUGGUUGGUAUCCACAUAAUCGCUACUGCUACAAACUACAUAAAGAGGAGAAGAACUGGAAUGAAUCUUCACUCAGCUGCCAGGAUGAUAAUAGCAUGCUCAUUAGCAUAACCUCUUUGGCUGAUACAGAGAUGCUAAUUAACCUCCUUAAACAUGAAAAUGUGACAGAAACUUGGAUCGGACUGAGCAGUCAUAAGACCCCACUUGAAUUUUCAUGGUCUGAUGGGUCUCCAGUAACCGUCACUUACUGGCAUAAACAAGAGCCAAAUGUCCAUCCGAGAAAAAGCCAGCUUUGUGUUUCAGCUCAGCAGAGUGAGGGUCGCUGGAAAGUUAAAAGUUGCUCAGACAGAUAUUUUUAUAUUUGUAAAAGAGAAGGAAUUGUUGGGAAUCUAACUUCUGAAGUGGCAUCAGGCUGUCCGGAGGGAUGGGAAAAAUAUGGUGGAUAUUGUUACAGUGUCGACGUAGUCCCUCGAAGCUUUGGACAUGCAUCCAGUGGCUAUUACUGUCCCUCGCUUACAACAUCAAUGAACAGGUUUGAACAAAGUUUUCUCAACAGUUUGAUUCACCACACAGUGAAAACAGAUAACCCCUAUUUUUGGAUAGCGCUACAAGAUCUGAACAAUGCAGGAGAAUACGCUUGGCUAACUGAAGAGGGACCCCAGCCCCUUGAGGCCUACAGCAACUGGGGGAAGCAUCAGCCCAGACAUUCUGGAGGGUGUGUUGUUAUGCGACAGGAGAAGCCCCUUGGUGUUUGGGAAGUGAAAAACUGUUCGAGAUUCAAAGCUAUGGCAUUGUGCAAGCAAGAAGCCCAUUUCCAUGGAGAAAAUGAGCCUAAUGAAGAACGACACUUUCAAAAACCUUUUCAUUCUUGCAUGCCUGGAUGGGAAUCAGACCAUAAUCUGCUCAGCUGCUACAAGGUAUUUCACAGUGAAAAAGUUCUGAUGAAAAGAUCUUGGGAUGAAGCAGAAACUUUGUGUCAAGAUUUUGGAGCACAUCUUGUCAGUUUCACACAUUCCUUUGAGGAGGAUUUCUUGAACAAACUUCUGAGUACAAUGUUUCAUCAUGAUGAAGAAAGACAAUUCUGGAUUGGACUUAACAAAAGGAACCCAUUAUCUGGAGGAUCAUGGGAAUGGUCUGAUGGGACCUCCGUAGCAUCUGCCUUUUUAGAGAAAACUUAUUUUGAAGAUAAUGUGAGGAACUGUGCUGCAUACAAAACAAACGGAACAGUCCUGCCUCUACACUGCAGUUCAGAGCGCGAAUGGAUAUGCGAGAUACCAAGAGGUGUGAAACCCAAGAUUCCACAGUGGUUCAUCAAAGAGCCAUCAUGGUUUUAUUAUCAAGGCGCAGAAUACCUUUUUUAUGACAGUGCCUCAGACUGGUUUGCUUUCCAGUUCGUUUGCGGCUGGCUCCGUGGUGACAUAAUAUCUAUACACUCCUCUAAAGAACAAGAAUUUAUUCAGAACAGAUUAAAAAAGGUAUCAAAAUCUUAUAACAAUUGGUGGAUUGCACUGCACUCAAAAGUAUCUAGUGAAGGAUUUCGGUGGGCAGAUAAUUCACCAUUAUUAUAUCAGAACUGGGAAGGUGGUGAAGAGAGACCGAUGCUGACUCAGGGAGAAAAAUGUGGCUUCAUUUCUGCUAAAACAGGGCUUUGGGGCUUAGCGAAUUGUACCCUUUCUCUUCCUUGCAUCUGCAAACGUAAAGAGAUAUGGAUUGUUGAGAAAAAAAUGCCAAAAGAGCAGAACCAUCAUGGAUUAUGUCCCAAAGGAUGGCUGUACUUUUCAUUCAAGUGUUUUCUACUGCAGAUUCCAAAGGAUCCAAGACACCUGAAAAGCUGGCAUUCUGCCCAGACUUUCUGCAAGAGCUAUAAUGGCUCACUUGCUUCAAUUGAAAAUGAAGUUGAACAAGCUUUCAUCACGAUGAAUUUGCUUGGCCAUAAAUCUAGUGUGUGGAUUAGUCUGCUGAGUAAUGAUGAUGAAAAAUGGGUUAACGGCCAGGGAGUGGAAUAUUCCAACUGGUCUCCAGUAGGAGUAAUGCAGAAUCGCCAUGAUUACAGUGCUGCUACAGAAGAAAAAGCUCAGUUGUGUACCCUAAUAUUGAAUAACCCUAGUUUGGGUUUAAUGGGGAAAUGGUACCUAGAAGACUGUGAAAAGCAUUAUGGAUUUGUCUGCCAGAAGGCUCAAGAUGCAUCCAAACAUGGAACAGACCCUUCAGUGAUGUACCCAACACCAGAUAUCUUGGAAUAUGCAAACAGGACGUACACAUUAAUCACUGGCAGUAUGACUUGGUUUAUGGCUUUAGAAACCUGCAAGGAAAAGGGGGCUGAAUUGGUUCGCAUUGCAGACCAUUUUCACCAAGCCUUUCUAACUGUAAUCGUAAAUCGAUUGGGCUACGCUCACUGGAUUGGAUUGUUCACUUCAGAUAAUGGUCUCAGCUUUGAGUGGUCAGAUGGAACCAAGCCUUUUCUUACAUUCUGGAGAGAUGAGGAAUCACAGACCUCAGGAAAGUGUGUUUACAUGGAUAUUAGUGGACGCUGGAGAAGUACUGGCUGUGAGACACUUUUGAAUGGAGCCAUUUGUUACAUCUCACCCAAGACAAAAGCAAAGGAAUACAAAGGAUUGUGUGAAGAGAAGCCAGUCCCUUGGAUAAAAUUUGAAAGCACUUGCUACAGCUUUUCCACAGUUUUAGAGAAACUGAACUUUUAUGAAGCAUUUGAAUUUUGCAAAAAGCAAGGUUCUAAUCUUCUGACUAUUAAAGAUGAAGAUGAAAAUGCCUUUCUUCUGGAAGAACUACAUUAUUUUGGGUCCUUGGUUGAAAUGGUUUGGCUGAAUAUCCAGUCUCUCAGUGAUAGUAAUACCACAUUUUGGUCUGAUGGUUCUCCCAUUCAUUAUUCAAACUGGCAUGUUAACCGGGACACAGAACUAGGUCAAAUGAAGGGGAAUGUUUGCAUUGCCUUGAGGACCGUAGACGGCAUCUGGCAAUUAUCAGCCUGCCAAGAAAGAAGAGGAUUUGUAUGCAAAACCAAAUUAGGUACGAAUCUAUGUUAAAAACAACAUGAACAGCAUUGUGUGCUAGUUUACUAUUUAUCAUCUAACUUUCCUCAUUCUCUUUCUAUAAUCA